Molecule: messenger RNA, 1470 nt
Organism: Coffea eugenioides
Lineage: Eukaryota; Viridiplantae; Streptophyta; Magnoliopsida; Gentianales; Rubiaceae
Product: probable receptor-like protein kinase At5g24010
Exons: 1
Coding region: 1-1470 (489 amino acids)
Molecular function (GO): protein kinase activity
Source: RefSeq, a predicted model, not a curated record
AUGAAGAGUUUCACUGCUCCCGCCAUCGCUCUUAGCUCCUCCUUCUUCUUAUUAUUCUUCACCACCCUCGUCUCCUCUUCCUCCUCCUUCCACCCAAUCGAUCAUUACCUCAUCAGCUGCGGCUCCCACGAGCCCUCCAUCAUCGACCUCGACCACCGCCGCUUCACGGGCGACUCCUCCACCUCAGCCUCCCGAUUCUUUACCACCCCUUCAACCCGGACUAUUCCACUCACCAACUCCGACCCCGCUUCUUCCAAUUCUUCUCCUCUCUACCGCACUGCCAGAGCCUUCAGUAGUCCCUGCAAGUACAGCUUCCCAAUUCAGGACCACCGCGGGGGGACCCACCACUUGGUACGCCUUCAUUUCUCUCCUUUCUUUAAUUCCACUUCUUUCGACUUCUCCGCUGUUCAAUUCCACGUUUUGGCAAAUGGGUUCUUGUUGUUACGCGAUUUUAGCAUCCAGAAUUCCCCGAAAGACGGUAUAGUAAUCAAGGAGUAUAUCAUAAGGGUUGAUUCCGAUAAGCUUGAUAUUACGUUUGUGCCAAAGAAAAGAUCGAAUUUUGCCUUUGUCAACGCAAUUGAAGUGAUUUCUGCACCCCAUGACUUGGUCGCUGACGUAGCCCAGUUUGUAAAUUCUGAGAAAAAUGAGAGGAUUAAUGGAUUGUUGAACAAAGGGUUCGAAACUGUUUAUAGAGUGAAUGUAGGAGGUCCAAAGGUGACACCUUUCAAUGAUUCUCUGUGGAGGACUUGGGUCCCUGAUGGUGAAUUUUUGGAAAAAUCCGGUCAUGAGGGCUCCUUGGAAAUCCACUUCAGUGGCCGGAUUCAGUAUCAGAUGGGCGGGGCAACGCGUGAAGUUGGGCCGGACAAUGUUUAUAACUCAGCCCGGGUGAUUAAGAGCUCGAAUAAUGUCAUUCCCAAGUCGAACAUAGCCUGGGUGUUUCCAGGAAUUGAGGGUUACAAGUACUUGGUUCGGAUGCAUUUCUGCGAUAUAGCAAGCAUUGGGCCUUAUAUGCUUUACUUUAAUGUUUAUGUAAAUGGGAAUUUGGCAUAUGAGGACUUGGAUUUAUCAGCAAUGACAAACAUGUUGCUUGCUUCGCCUUUCUAUGCUGAUUUUGUAGUGGAAGGGUUGAAUUCCGAAUCAUUGAACGUUAGUGUUGGCCCGUCCAAUAUGAGCUUGACCAAUGCUGUUGAUGCUAUCCUCAAUGGGGUUGAGGUCUUCAAGAUAAGCAAUUCACUGGGUAGUUUUGAUGGCGAGCUCUGUGUUGAGUCAGUUAUGAAGAGCUGGAGAAGAGGAAAUGCCGGUGUCAUAGUGCCUUUACUAGCGGCAGUGUUUUUGUUGCUAACUGCAUCCGUGGUAGUGCAAAGGAGGAGGUCUGGAGGCAGGGACACAGUGGGAUGGUUAAGGUUACCUGUGGAUGUCUCUGAAAUUAAUCUGAAGUAUGGCAGCCAACAGUCAUCUGGUAAACUCUGA